GGCAGUACACUGGGGAGAUGGCGGCGGCAGCGGCUGUGCGGAGUAUCGGGAGCGGUCUGGGCCGGAGCCUCAAGGAGCUUCGGAUCCACCUGUGUCAGCGCUCGCCGGGCAGCCAGGGCACCAGAGACUUCAUUGAACAGCACUACGUGACUCUGAAGAAGGCAAACCCGGAUUUCCCCAUCCUGAUUCGGGAGUGCUCUGAUGUGCAGCCUAAGCUCUGGGCUCGAUACGAGUUCGGCAGAGAGAGUUGCGUGCCACUGAAUAAUCUCAAUGUGGAUCAAGUGGCCAAGGCCCUGGAGAACGUUGUUCACAGCAAAACAUGAAGACAAAGAGAACUGAACCUGCAUGUGCUGGAGGCCUUGCCUGAAUGGGUUUAAUGGAGAAGCUGUAAUUGUAACUUAUUAAUCGCAUAUAAAAGCAUGUCUGACAAAGUG
Malaclemys terrapin pileata is the source of this 434-nucleotide messenger RNA. It is a transcript of the gene NDUFA2, whose product is annotated as NADH:ubiquinone oxidoreductase subunit A2. The transcript is spliced from 3 exons. Lineage: Eukaryota; Metazoa; Chordata; Testudines; Emydidae. The record is from RefSeq and is a predicted model, not a curated record. Bases 18 to 323 code for a protein of 101 amino acids.